This is a messenger RNA of Seminavis robusta, 6999 nucleotides long. NCBI's taxonomy places the organism in Eukaryota, Bacillariophyta, Bacillariophyceae, Naviculales, Naviculaceae. The record is from the annotation of a GenBank genome assembly.
AUGGCAGAGCCAGACGGCAUCAAGCAGGUUGACCAGUCAAUCUUUUCGACACCUUCCCCUGAUCAAACACUAGUUGUAGAGGAUGAUGCGAAGGAUGACACAGGCAUUUGCUUGGAUGAUCUGUCAUCCCAAUGCGAUCCACCUCUAGAGCCAAGCAUCUUUUCCAACCAGGAAGUUUCAGAAGGCACGAAAGAAGAUGAGAAAGAAGACGAGAAAGAAGACGAACUUGUACCCGACAAAGAUGACUCUGAAAGCAUUGCAGGCUCUUUGAGCUCGGCAUCGUUUAAGUCUACCACCUCAAGUCCAGACGAUGAAAAGAGCGUUGGCGGUACCUGUAGUGUUGGGUCCUGCUCGGAAAUUGAUGUUUUUGCCUCAACAACUUCUUUACCAAACUAUAUUGCUGAACUCAAACAAACUCCUGAAAAUGUACUGCAGACACAAGACGAUACCCUGGACAGCACCGAUGCAGAAAAUUGUGAACAAGUUAAUCCUUCGCAAUUGCUGGGGAAUCUUGGAAACGAGGAGGAUAAUGAAGAGUCUGAUCAUGAUGCUGAAUCUCCUCCAGUUGACCAGAAGGAAGGACACGAAGACCCCAUUGCAACUCCUGAUGAACGCCACACGGGAGAUCCACAGGAUCCACCUGAAAGGAUGGAAAGCGAGGAUCCAGAAGACGCACCACUUCCACCUGACUCGUUAAACCCGGUGGACAAGAAUAUCGAGUCGUUGGAUCCUGACCCAUUAGAAGAUGCAGACGAAACCGCCGAGUUAGUGGAAACAGUUUCCGAUGCAACCAAGGAGCAACCCAACAAGCAGCGUGAACCGGCCGUGUCCACUGAUCGCGACAGCCUGAUGAAAGAUGAACCAGACCCCACAGACGCCGCUGAUUGCAAGAUCCAACUUAAGGAUCAACAAAGCGAACAUCCCUCUGAUUGCGAGAGCCAACUCACGGAGCUACCAAGCGAACAUCCCAAUGAAGCCUCCGAUAAUGAGGGCCAACUUAGGGAGCAGAAAAGCGAACAACCCACAGAAAACUCCGAUGGAGAGAGCCAACUUGAGGAGCAACCAGUUGAAGCCUCUGAAAGUGAGAGCCAACUUGACGAGCAACCAGUGAACGAAACCACAGAAGCAUCUGAAAGUGAGAGCCAACUUGAGGAGCAACCAGUUAACGAAACCACAGAAGCAUCUGAAAGUGAGAGCCAACUUGAGGAGCAUCCGGUCAAACCACCCACAGAAGCCUCUGAAAGCAAGAGCCAACUUGAGGAGCAACCAGUUAACCAACCAACAGAAGCCUCAGACAGUGCAAGCCAACUUGAUGAGCAAACAGUUAACCAACCAACAGAAAGCUCAGACUGUGCGGACCAAGUUAAGGAUCCACCAACUGAACAACCCAAGGAAGUGUCUGAUGGCGACAUCCAACUUAAUGAGCAACCAUUUGAACAUCCCUCAGGAACAGCUUCUAUGGAAAGCCUUCUGAAGGAUCCAUCAAGUGAGCAACUCACAGAAAGCUCAGACAGUGCCGGCCAAGUUAAGGAUCCACCAGCUGAACAACCCAAGGAAGUGUCUGAUGGUGACAUCCAACUUAAUGAGCAACCAUUUGAGCAUCCCUCAGGAACAGCUUCUACGGAAAGCCUUCUGAUGGAUCCAUCAAGCGAGCAACUUACAGAAAGCUCAGACAGUGCGGGCCAAGUUAAUGAUCCACCAGCCGAACAACCCAAGGAAGUGUCUGAUGGCGACAUCCAACUUAAGGAGCAACUAUUUGAACAUCCCUCAGAAACAGCUUCUACUGAAAGUCUUCUGAAGGAUCCACCAAGUGAGCAACUUACAGAAAGCUCAGACAGUGCUGGCCAAGUUAAUGAUCCACCAGCCGAACAACCCAAGGAAGUGUCUGAUGGCGACGUCCAACUUAACGAGCAACUAUUUGAACACCCCUCAGAAACAGCUUCUACUGGAAGUCUUCUGAAGGAUCCACCAAGUAAGCAACUUACGGCUAGUGAAACCACAGGGCCCUUUCAUGCUGAUAUCCCGGUGCAGGAACCCUCUGAAGCAAAACUUCCGUUGGACAAUUCGUCCAAUAGACCCACAGCGACCACUGGCGGCGAGAUUGCCACAGGGGACCAAUCAAGUGAAAACAUAGAGUCCUCUACCGACGAGGAAACCUUGAAGGACGAGCCAAGUGGAAACGUCGACGAAGGUGCUGCAGCUACCUCUCGAGAGGAUGCUAUUGAUCAAGACUGCGCAGUGAUGGCCGCGCCCUUACCGCCAUCUUGUAAACUAAGGGAAAACGAUGAUGGCGCUGAGGUAAUGACGAUGGCAUGCUCAGCGAAUCCCAGCGGCAAGGUUGAUCUCCGCGCAGGGUAUUCACCUUGUACUGAAAUCAAAGAAGCUAGCGAGGAUACCACCACCCCGGUUGUUACCGAAGACGCCAAUGAGUCAGAACCAGUAGAAGCCAAUGUAUCAGUAGCAGUGGAGGAUUCAGUGGCUACAGCACAUGAUUUUCCUGUUUUGAAAGAUGAUUCGGCUGACAUAAGUAAUGGGCCAGACAUCUAUGGUUCAUCAAACUUGCUACCAAAAAUUGACCUGGACAACCUUCAACCGGACGAUCGUGAUGAUGCAGGACCUCCGGCCACCCACGGUAUCAUGGCACCAGUGGAGCUGUUCCGUUCUCGUUCCUCGGAUGCGUUGUCCACGUCAAGUGAUUCUUUCAAGCAGCAGCAUGAACCCGAAGGCGACUCCGAUUUUCUCCACCGAACGUUGAACAUCUCAGCAAUUGACACUUCCAUGCAGUACUCGGAAUCAUGUGGCACUGAAGAACUACCUUCUUUCACCACGAGCGUAAUGCCGGAGCAGCCUGAGAGCCAAGAAGUGCUUCUCCAUGAUAAUGGGGACGAUGCACCUGGGGAAGUUCUGCGUGACGAGAGCAAGGUCACGACAGAUCAUUCGCUGCUACUUCUCAAAACCAACGAAGGGGAACCGUCGAAGAACCGCUCUGCUAGCUUGCCACUGGAGGAAUCAGAGGAGCUGGUUGAUAGCACGUAUGAUGAAAGCAGUGACGAUGGCGAUGAUGACAUGGAUGAAACCCGUACGGAAAGGGGUCAUGAUGUAAGUGGUGCUUCCCUUCCUAGUUUCAUCUCGGCUGAACAAAGCUGGGAGUGCAUCGAAUUGAUCCGUGCGCCCUCGUCUCCGAGGGAGCCCUACGCAGAUGAGUCACAAUCAACUGCGGAGUCCAGUGCUGAAGUUCCUCGAAAGGCGACGCUGUUCGAUCCAACCUUGACAACUGGAGACUAUCGAUCUUCGACAAACCUCUUUGGAGCCAAUCGAAAGCAACCAGAUCUGGAUGACCCUCUUAUAUCCCGGCUGUCCAAGAAGUCUAGGAACUGUUCAACGCGAUCUGAACGAGACUACUCAAGAGCUGAAAUGCUUCAAAGUGGCCGCUACAAUGUCGAUGAUGAUGCCAACACUCCCGUGGCACGAAUGCGCCUCUCUCGGAAGCAGCACUAUGGAGAAUACCCGCAGUCUGACGCAGAUGGAUCACAGAUUCAAGAGCUCGAUUCGAGUACUACAGGUGGCCUCAAGAAGCAUUCGAGUUCAAGACAGUAUGAUCGUCCCAGGCCAAGAGUAAGCUUUGCUGCAAUGCACAAGGGACCCCACUAUGAAAGGCCCGAUCGCUUUCUAUCGCCUGAACGCGAUGGGGAGCCGCGUCAAACAGCACGUUCCGAAAAGGAAAAGCGCUCGAGGUUCGCAGCUUAUUUGAAACGAAGAAUGAUGGACUAUGGCGAAGGCGAGGAGGAUCCGAGUCAUCUUUACGACGAGAUCCCAAGGGAACUUGACCCAAACACAAUGUGCUCAUCUGUUGAAUCAUCGUUUAUUACUCUGGAGGCGAGGGCGGAAACUGUCGACGAUGGAGACACUUCUAUCACGGAGUUUUCACGUCGACGGCGACCAAAAGCGAACCGCUACGCAGAAGAAAGCGAUAGUGACUCAUCCUACUACGAUUCAGACUAUACCGAUGACGAGGACGAUACGAAGUCCCUGAACUAUUUUACAGCCUUUUUCGUCGACCCAGAUACUCAGACCGAAACGUUGGAAACCUUGUCGAAAUGGUGCGAAGACAUCGCUAUACCCUCGGCGCCCAAACUGGAAGAGUUGGUGAAGGUAGCCGCAGAUUUCACCUUGUCGGGCCAGACCAAGAAAGUAACUGCAAGGCCUCACAACAAAGGCCAAGAAAAUGCCUCCACCAGCUCAAGGAAUUCCUCCGAUAAGCCACACAAGGAAGACCAAGAAACGCCUAGCAGCACAAGGAAUGUCGCCGGGAAAGUUAUAAAAACGAAAGAGGAUUUUGUUGUCAACAAAGCAAAGCCUCGUAGCCAAGACCAAGAAGCUCUGAGCGAUUUUGUUGAUGAGCUGGAAAAGGAGGAGCCCAUGGUAGGGGAAGACGAGGCACCGUCUCAGGCGAAAGCACCGUCAAUUUCUAAGGGCAGUCAAGCAGAGGACGACUUGCCAUCAACUAGUCCAUCAACGGAAUCGCAGGAGUGCGGUGUCUUGACCCUAGAAGACUUCCAAGAGCUAGCCAAGAUGGCCGCUGCUGCUAUUUCGGAGGGCACCAAGCAGCAAGAAACCAAACGACCUGUGAUAUUGCGGGCUCACCCAGUGAUGCUCAAUUCUAGCACAGAUUCUACUGAAGCUGCGUGGGACCGCUUGGAGUACACUGUCGAUGACCUCGAAAGCGCCACAGGGAAGUGCUUCCAGGAGAAAUCCAAGGUACAUGAUCGAAUCGCUGCGAAACUCGAACACAUCAAAAAGACUCAACCAGAAGUCUACAAGGUUUUCCUAGCAAAAAUGGCAGCCGCAGAGAAGAGUGGUCGAAAAUUUGACUUCCGCCGAGAUGACUUGAUUCUGAGGGAAACCGCAAAAGAACCGGGGCCAACGACAACUCCUGGUGUCCAGCUGGUGGGCACGCCUUCUCCCCAGGCUGUCAACGAUGCGGAAGAUUUGAACACAGGGCACACAAAGUCGACGACCCAAGAACGUUGUGUGUCAGUGAAGAUUGAGAUAAACAACUCCGCACCGAAGUCGGUUGCUUCAGAGUGGGAAACGUUCGACGGCUCGCCCUUCACGCCGCAGAAAUCAGCACCUCGCCCGGCAGCCUCGGCUGCGUCAGCCGACGAAUUCAAGUGGUUGAACUCGGCCAAGGACAGCUUAGCCAGCACAAUGGAAAGCUUCAUCGAUGGCCCCAAGAAGAUGACAAAGCCCCUUCGGGCCAAACUGGCCAAAUACAGCAAGACGCAUCCAAAUCUCUAUAGCAUGUUGCUAGACAAGGUCAACGAGCGAGAGGCUGGACUCCACCCUAUCUCAGAAACCAAACGCACAAUGUCCGUCAAGGCAAAGAAUAUCCCAGACGAGGACGAUGACACAGUGGAAGGGAGCCAAGUGGAGGUGACUGAACAGGAUUUUGCGCUCCAGAAAGCUCCAAGUCCGUCGCUGCAACCUGAAGGAGUAACACAAGACAAAGACACUUUGCGUUAUGCGAUGCAGAUGCCGGCCACUUCUGCCGCUAUCGUGGCGCCCAUUCAGGCGGACACCAGUACACCAGGGCGCGAGCGAUCAACUUCUCCUUGCGUGGGCCAGCACUCCCCUUUACCACGCUUGCUCAAAGCGGAAAGCGAUAGCUUGGGUAGUCAUGAACCCACACCCAAAGCAGCUAUGGAAUCAAGUGGACCGGGGAGUGUCGACAGCAAGACAUCCAGCGAGGUUCAACCAGCCAAGGAAUCAAGUGAACUGGGGAGCGUUGAAAACAAGAAGUCUAGCGAAGUCCAACCAUGUCCCUCUUCCAAUAGAAUCUCAAGAACAGAUGCUUUGGAAGAUAGAUUGAGAAGAAGACAGUCGGGUAGUCUCGCGCCAGCCCAGAAGUCAGCCAAACACUCACCAAAUGUCUCAUUCCAAAGUAGCAAGUCCCAUCUAUCACCGGGUAACCCAAAGAGAAACGUUGCCAAGAAAAUCGAGUUCUUUACCAAGACAUCGAUCACAGAGGAGAAGCAGCGCGCCAUUGACCCAAUCACAGAGGAGAAGCAGCGCGCCAUUGACCCACCCACACAGGAUAAGGUGGGCAACGCACGGGUUUCUUCGCAAGUGUCAGUGUUCAAUAAGGAGCGAAGCCCAGACAAGGCUCAAGCUACACUGAAGCCGUCUCCGUCAAAGAACGCACCAUGUCCGCCCCCCAAAGCACACACUCAAAACCCUUACGAUGAAGAUGAAGAGUUUCAUCCAACCGAGGGGCGCAAGUUUGGUAAUCAGCGUUCCAAAACUCCGCUCUCCUCGAACCGCUCAAUCCGAAGUAGUACUGAUCUGUCAAAAACUGAAUCCAUGCAUGAGUCUUCACCCAUGUCGCGGUCUUCAGCUGCCUCUCGUGUUUCGAGUCGCCCCGAAGCUGUGCACGCUAGGCCGACCGCAAUUCGUACGGCAAUGUCCCAUUCCAAGGCCAAGAAGUCGAACCAGGCGCCCAAGUCGUCUGUGAAGACUUCAGCAACCAAAAUCUGCACGCAGCAGGAUGACAACCAAAGCGUCCCAGGGUCAGCCACUUCUUCACAAUGGGAGACAUUCGAAAGCUCUACCUUUCGAAAUUUUGUCAUCCAUUCUUUGACAGGGAAAACUGCCUCGGCGCCCAAGCAAAAAGAAACGCGUCCCACGCCGACACCAGCUGUCAACUCGCCGCCGCAACUGGACUUGAAAGCUACUUUUCUCGAUUCGAUAUUGCCCGCUCCUCCAUCAUUCCCAGUCAAGAGUGAAAUGCAUAGCCAAAAAGAUCCUUGGGACUUUUCCGAAGCAGCCGAGGCAGCAGAAGAGCAUUGGGAGCAUUUUUCACCCCUUUCUUUCGACAACAACUUUACAAACUGGGGCGUCCAAGGAAGACAGUCGCCGUUUCCAUCGAAAUCGAGAUUUCCGUCGUCGUCGAAAUCGAGGAGCAGAGCACAGUUCUCGCCUUCGUCCGUGGUUGAUCUCUGA